AGGCUUGCCUCCGCUUCUCCAUGCGUAACUUCUUCUUCCGCUAAAAAUAAAAACAGCAGAGCAUUGAAGAAAGCUUUCUUCUCCAGUGCAUCAAUUGCUUCUCUUAUCCGUUUGCUCUCAUUAUACUUCUUCACAUUAAGGGAAAUCAACCCUUUAAAAACAAAAAAAAAAAAAAAAACCUAUACUGAUUCCAUCGUUGUUUUGAUUUCACACACAGAUUGCCGGCAGUUUGACGUACGGCUCAUACCCACUGUUGCUUUGAUCUGCCAAGGCUGCGUGCUCACCAGCAGAGUCUAGAGGAGAUAGGAUUAACUGAACACAUAAAUUCUUUACUUAAAAGAGAAACUGACAAAGUGAAUGGGACAACCAAAAGAAAAAAAUUGGCACCCCAUUUUAGGUGAUAUUGAUCUCGAGCAUUGGGUGCGUCACAUUGCUUGAUUGGGUGUGGAAGAGCCUACCUUUAAGUUGCGUAAUAUAGUCUAUGGAGAACGGAUCACAUUCCCGCUUCAGAAGCUUUUGUGCGGAGCAGAAGCACCUAUGCUCACAUCUCUGUAUUUGUCCGUGUGCAACCUGGAACCCCCAACAACCGUUCAAAUCUCUAAAAUCCCUAACGUUGCAUUUGAUUUAUUCAGUUGAUGUGAAGAUCAUAUUGUCAUCAUGCCCAAAACAUGAGUCUCUAUGCUUGGAUGCUUGCUCUCUUCCUUCUAAGGUGUUCAUUGGCGGAGGAAAACAACUGGAGUUGAAGUCAUUAACCUUUAUCGCAUGUUAUGGGGCAAAGGAGGACAUAUAUAUAUUUGUGUGCUGAAAACCUUCUAAACUUGGAAGUGAGUUGUUUACCACUGAAGUUUUCUCAUCCUGCCCAUGCCCCCAAGCUCUAGCAUGUCAGCUUCAAGGGAGUAUACAACCACACAUCGUUAGCUG
Messenger RNA from Cuscuta epithymum, 921 nucleotides. The record is from the annotation of a GenBank genome assembly. Lineage: Eukaryota; Viridiplantae; Streptophyta; Magnoliopsida; Solanales; Convolvulaceae.